Molecule: messenger RNA, 1996 nt
Organism: Salmo salar (Atlantic salmon)
Lineage: Eukaryota; Metazoa; Chordata; Actinopteri; Salmoniformes; Salmonidae
Product: sodium- and chloride-dependent GABA transporter 2
Biological process (GO): nitrogen compound transport; amino acid transport; sodium ion transmembrane transport
Cellular component (GO): cell projection; plasma membrane
Molecular function (GO): gamma-aminobutyric acid:sodium:chloride symporter activity
Source: RefSeq, a predicted model, not a curated record
GUGAGAUGUUGAACCGAGUCCACUGGAAGAGAACCCAGGAGUAGCAUAUCCUCCUCCUUACUACAGAUCCAGUGGUAGGGUGGUGACACAACGAGUUCCAGUAUAUUCUGAAUAGCAAACACCAAGUUAGAGAUCAGUGGAUACUACAGGACAAAAGAAGAGAAUGAACGUGGAGACUCAAGAAGGGAAGAGGGAACAGUGGAGCUCUAAAACAGAGUUCCUCCUCACAGUUUGUGGUAAUGUGGUCGGCCUGGGAAAUGUAUGGAGGUUCCCCUAUCUCUGCUAUAAGAACGGUGGAGGUGCCUUCCUUGUGCCCUACCUGCUGUACGUUGGGCUAUGUGGUCUUCCUCUGUUCCUUCUCGAGACAUCAAUCGGUCAGUACACCCAACAGGGCAUUGUCACAUGCUGGAGGAGCUUAUGUCCACUUGCUGAAGGUGUUGGCAGGGCAGAGCUUCUCAUCCUGAUCUAUGACUCUAUCAUUUACCUCGUGAUCCUGGCCUGGACUCUCUUCUACUUGGUGUUCUCUUUCAGUUCUCAGCUACCCUGGGCCAGCUGUGGCAACACCUGGAACACAGAUCAAUGUGUGGAUUUCACUUCACUAAACCAUACUGCCAACUGGACCUCCAAAAUCACCACUACCUCUGCUGCCACUGAGUUCUGGGAGCGUCGUGUGUUGGCUAUCUCUGGAGGCAUUGACGAGGUGGGCAGCGUAAGAUGGGAGCUGAUGCUCUGUCUCCUUGCCUGUUGGGCUGUCUGCUACUUCUGUAUCUGGAAAGGAAUCAGGUACUCAGGAAAGGUGGUGUAUUUCACUGCCACAUUUCCCUAUCUGAUGCUCUUGGUGUUGUUGGUGAGAGGGUUGACUUUACCUGGAGCUUGGGAGGGGGUUCAGUUUUACCUGUAUCCAGACCCAGUCCGCCUUGCAGACCCCCAAGUCUGGAUGGAAGCAGGAACUCAGGUGUUCUUCUCCUACUGUAUUGGACGGGGAAGUCAAACUGUUUUGGGAAGCUUCAACAAAUACAACAAUAACUGCUACAUGGACAGCUUUUGGCUGUGUCUGCUGAAUGGUUGUACCAGUUUUGUGGCCGGAUUUGCAGUCUUCUCGGUGCUGGGAUUCAUGGCACAGAAACAGGGUGUUUCUGUCGCGAUGGUGGCAGAGUCAGGUCCUGGUUUGGCAUUCAUCGCCUUCCCCCAGGCAGCAGCCAUGAUGCCCUUGCCACAGCUCUGGACGGUCUGCUUCUUCUUCAUGCUUCUUCUGCUGGGAAUUGACACACAGUUUGUCAUAAUGGAGGGAGUGAUAACAUCUUUCACAGACUUAUUUCCUGUUACACUGCGAAGGCCGAGAUAUCGAGAGGGCUUUGUGCUCCUCUUCUGUCUCUCCUGCUUCCUUAUACAGCUGACUCUGAUCACAGAGGGUGGGAUCUUUGUGUUCCAGCUCAUUGAUUACUACGGCUGCAGCGGAGCGUGUGUUCUCUUUGUGGCUGUGUUUGAGUCACUGGCAGUGGGAUGGAUCUUUGGGGCAGAUCACAUGGAGGAUGCCAUUAAGGACAUGACUGCACAGAGACCAUGUGUCCUCUUCAGACUGUGCUGGCGUUACUUCACCCCACUUGUGUCUCUGAGUUCCUUCAUUUUACACAUGGUGGACUAUAAGCCCCUCAAGUUUAACCGCUGGUACAUGUACCCAGACUGGGCCUAUGCACUGGGCUGGGCCAUGGCCCUCUCCUCCAUCCUCUUGGUGCCACUGUGGGGGAUUGGCAAGAUCUGCGUUGGCACAGGCAGCCUCAGACAGCGCUUGGCUGUCCUUUGUCACCCUGAUGAUGAGCUCCCUCUGACCCGGCAGGGGAAUCGGCAAAACACAGAAAUGGAGACAUUUAAGAUAAUUGGCAACCACACCAUAUGAACUGCAUUUUGCUUACUAAGGAGACAGCCUGGAGCUGUCUAGCAGUGAUGUUCAUUGUUUGAAUGCAUGUUUAUUAAAACUUGAUCUCAUGCAGUGUCA